Lachancea nothofagi CBS 11611 is the source of this 1254-nucleotide messenger RNA. Lineage: Eukaryota; Fungi; Ascomycota; Saccharomycetes; Saccharomycetales; Saccharomycetaceae. The record is from the annotation of a GenBank genome assembly.
AUGGAUCCGUACGAAGCACUAGGCAUAGCGGUUGACGCAUCCCAGGAUGAUAUAAAGAAAGCGUACAGACGGCUAGCGCUCCAGCAUCACCCAGACAAAGUGGCGGAUGAAUCACUACGUGAAGAAAGCGAAAUUAAGUUUAAAGAAAUAGCGGCUGCCUAUGAACUCCUAAGCGAUGAAGACAAAAGACAAAACUAUGACACUUAUGGAGACGUCAAUGGGUACUCCAAUGGCUUCGAGAGUAGUUUCCAGGACGGGGACUUUUCUAGCUUUUUUGGGAGUUUCGCAAAUGACCGAUACAGAGACGACUACCAGGGUAGAUCGUCUCAUCGUGCUUCGCGCACUGCAGAUGCCCAUGUUGCACUGCGCUUAUCAAUGCAGGCACUUUAUAAUGGCAGAACUGUGCGGUUCCAAUCGAAACGUAAUGUGGUAUGCAAUCGUUGCGAAGGCUCUGGUAUUCGCAAACGGGCCCGUCAUGCGUCAAAUUGUUCUCAAUGUGAAGGUUCUGGUACGAAAGAGAGACUAAGGAGAGUCGGGCCGGGUUUUGUAACGCGAGAAAUUGUCCAGUGCGAUAAAUGUAAAGGGCUGGGCAAGAAUCUGCGAUCGGACGAUUUGUGCAAAAAAUGCCACGGUAAGAGGAUUACACCGGAGACAAAGGACCUGAAUGUGUAUGUUCCGCGUGGAUCUCGUCACAACGAUAAAGUCGUCCUAAAGGGCGAAGCUGACGAAGAACCUGGAAAAAUUUCUGGUAAUCUCGUGUUUGACAUAAUUGAAGAUAGCACCACAAGUAAACUUGAGCGUCGCGGAUCAGAUCUCUAUUCGAAAAUGACCAUUUCUCUCUCUGAUGCACUAUGUGGUUUUGAAAAAGACGUAUGUGUGCACUUAGAUGAGCGUGUGAUAAGAUUAAAAAUACCUACCGGUCAGGUAAUAAGACCGGGAAACUUCUUCUGCAUAAAAAACGAAGGUUGGCCACUGGACGAUCAAGGAAGCAAAUUUGGCGACAUGUAUGUUCAAGUCACCAUUGAAUUUCCACCAGAUAAUUGGUUCAGCGAAAGAAAUGACCUUCAAACAUUGCGCAACUUGUUGCCGGAAGCCGAAUCGUCCUCGAACGCAUCUAGUGCUCAAAAAAAUACUACAGAUCCCGUCAACACAGAGUUCCCAACAGAUUACAGUGUUUUAGAAAAUGCGGAUAAGCUCCCAACUUAUUUACCCGAAGAACCUGAACAAGAAGGGCCACAAUGUGCCCAACAGUAA